Messenger RNA from Eremomyces bilateralis CBS 781.70, 1059 nucleotides. RefSeq names its product exosome complex exonuclease Rrp4. The transcript has 2 exons. Gene Ontology annotation, cellular component: nuclear exosome (RNase complex); cytoplasmic exosome (RNase complex). NCBI's taxonomy places the organism in Eukaryota, Fungi, Ascomycota, Dothideomycetes, Eremomycetales, Eremomycetaceae. The record is from RefSeq and is a predicted model, not a curated record. Gene Ontology annotation, molecular function: RNA binding. The coding region runs from base 1 to 1059 and encodes 352 amino acids. Gene Ontology annotation, biological process: CUT catabolic process; nuclear polyadenylation-dependent rRNA catabolic process; poly(A)-dependent snoRNA 3'-end processing.
AUGCCCAUCCAAAUAUUGCCUCCGGCUCCGGCUAUCUCGCUUGGGAAUGAAGGGGCCCAGGCGGUCGACAUUGAUGACGAGGGAGAUGUCGAUAUGGGAGGAUUAUCGUUGAAGACCGCCCUUGAAUCCCACGCCGCAAUUGUCACCCCUGGGGAGGUUAUCACAGAUGAUCCACAAUGGAUGCGUGGACAUGGCACCACGCAGGAAGAAGGUGAAUAUGCCAUCUGCAGCACGCUGGCAGGCACCCUGAUCAAAACCAACAAACUCCUCUCCGUCGCUCCGCUUCGCGCGCGAUACCGCCCAUCGAUCGGUGACCUUCUAGUGGGACGCAUCGUGCAAGUCCAAUCGCGCCGCUGGCUUGUCGAUGUUGCGGCGCCGCUCCUCGCACAGCUCCAAAUCGCCGCCAUCAAUCUCCCCGGCGGCACCCUGCGCAAGCGAACCGCCGUCGACGAGCUCAACAUCCGGAGUUUUUUCUCCGAAGGUGAUCUCCUCGUCGCCGAGGUACAAGCGCUGUAUCAAGAUGGUAGCGCCGUGCUGCAUACCCGAAGUUUGAAAUAUGGGAAACUACGGAAUGGAUACUUCAUGUCGGUGUCGGGCGCAGGGGGGUCGCUCGGUCCAUCGGGCGGCCGGAAGAAGGGCGGUGUCGUGCGGUCGAGGAGGCAGAUGUUUACUAUGACCACACCUGGUGCCGGUGGCGAGCUCGAUGUAAUCCUCGGCGUUAAUGGAUAUGUCUGGAUCGCGAUGCGGAUUGGGGACACGACGGAGGAGAAAGAUGUGGGGUUCAAUCGGAUGGAGGAGGUGGUGGGGAAGGAGAUGUACUCCAGCCAGAACGCAUCGAUUCCAGCGGCCACACGGAGAGAGAUCGCGCGCGUCGCCGCAGUGAUCAAGGCGCUUGUUGAAGUUGGUGUCCGGGUGGAUGAAGACAUGGUGGUGAAAGCGUACGAGGCAAGCCUGGAGCUGGACAUGGACGCGGAAAUGGAUGGCUACGGGACUACGGAGUUCAUUGGAGGCGAAAGAGCACGGCAAAUCGUGGAGAUCGCAUUGGAACGAAGCAAAUGA